Molecule: messenger RNA, 3480 nt
Organism: Pecten maximus
Lineage: Eukaryota; Metazoa; Mollusca; Bivalvia; Pectinida; Pectinidae
Product: protein-glucosylgalactosylhydroxylysine glucosidase-like
Exons: 12
Coding region: 74-2359 (761 amino acids)
Biological process (GO): carbohydrate metabolic process
Molecular function (GO): catalytic activity
Source: RefSeq, a predicted model, not a curated record
CACCGACCUUGAGGAUGAAGUGCGGAGUUUCUCUGUAAAACGUUAUAUCGUGGAAAAGAAAACUCUACCGUAGAUGAUGGAGAAUUGUACCCCUUGGCGCGCUUUCCGUUUACUAGUAUGCGUCCUGUGUAUCACACACCAAUACCUUGCUGUCGAUAUACGUAUGUCAGUUAAAGAAGUCAACGACAGUACAAAUGUGUCCCUCUCAAUUCAGAACUAUCAGCAUUCUAACACAAGAAGACACAGGCACUCUUACGAAUACGUUACAAUGAUCCACGGGAGCACACAGAAGAGAAUUAAGUACAAGGAGAGACCUUACCCAGCAUUCCUCAACCCGGAUGUAACAGUGUUUACAACCCAGGAAUUACCCGAUGCCCAGUCGAUGCCAACUAUUGGUAAUGGUCACGUGGCUAUGGUUGUCCAUAGCGACACAAUGUAUAUGGGUGGACUGUACAAUGGCUACAAUGUCACAAGUCACAGAGCAAGGCUACAGGCCACCUCCUCCAUCAGCAUCACGGGAUUCGACUUUGAUGUAGAUACUCGGAAUUACUCCCUGGAUGUCGGCCGGGGUAUGUACAUUGAAAAGUAUACAUCUCCGUUUGUAACGGUAACACUAAAAAUGUACGCCCAUCAAGUCCUGUACAGCCUGAUGGUUACUGAGAUUUCUGUGACCAACGGAUAUAGCGGUGCGGUGCAUCUCAACCUCUCACACGACCUCGGACCGCCCAGUGAUGACCUGCAGAUCACAAACACUACUGUAUUGGGGGAUUUCAGCCUGUACACAGCAACACCAAAAGAGGCAGAGUAUAACGAUAAAGACAAAGCCGAAUUUAUGGUCAUAUCGUCCCUGGUCCCCGACGUCAUGACAGUUCCUUCCGGCGAGUCCGUCCGGCGUCUGUUUUUAACGUCCAUUGAUUACAGUGAUUACGUUGUCGCGGAAUAUCUCCAGUUAGGCCUUGAUUUUUUCCUGAACGGUAUGUUGGAGUCAACACAUCAGCAGGUAUGGGAACAAAAGAAUUGGCGAAAGGGGAGGAUAGAUGUCGGCGGUAACAAGAACAUGAGCAGGAUUAACUAUGCUGCUAUGUACUAUUUAGUGAGUGAGGUCCCAGAAACCGUUAAAUACGAGCCGUUUUUUGGAAUAUCACCAGGAGGUUUAGCCCAUGGAGCUCUAAAUAAGGAUUACGAGGGUCACGUGUUCUGGGACCAAGAGACCUGGAUGUUUCCGCCAAUAUUACUUUUGUUUAGUGAUAAGGGCAAACAGAUAGUCAAAACGCGAGUGAGGAAACACGAGGCGGCCAAGCAGUAUGCUAAACAGAGAGGGUACAAAGGGGCGAUGUACCCAUGGGAAAUAGCCUUUUCUGGUUUGAAUGUGUGUCCCUCUACCGAAUGCUCCAAAUAUGAACAACACAUCACCGGCGAUAUAGCCUUCGCAUUCAAGCAGUACAUUAUGAUGACACGGGACAAAGACUUCAUCCAAAACGAGGGUGGUGCUGACGUCAUCACGGACAUAGCCUCGUUCUGGAUGUCUCGUAUGACGUAUAACGAAAGCAGGGAUCGUUUUGAAAUACACGACGUGAUGCCUCCGGACGAGUACCACUACCCAGUCAACAACUCUGUCUACACCAACAGUGUAGCCAAGAUCAGUCUCCUCCUACCCAAGUACGCCCUCUCUCUCAUCAACAAGACGGCAGAUCCGAAAUGGGAGGAAACCGCAAAUAAGACAUACAUACCAUUUAACGACACCGGAAAUUGGCAUCCAGAGUUUGACGGGUACACUCAAGGUACUAAAGUAAAACAGGCCGAUGUCGUCCUCCUUGGAUUCCCUCUGAUGACAGACCUUUCUACAGACGCCAUGAGAAACGAUCUCAACAUAUACGAAAAGGCCACACCAGGAGGGCCUGCCAUGACAUGGGGGAUGUUUGCCGUAGGCUGGUUAGAUUUAAACGACACGACUAAAGCCGAUGAUCUCUUCAAGAAACAGUUUCAGAAUGUCAUUCCACCUUUCUAUAUCUGGUCCGAGGAGCCAGGAGGCCGAGGUGCCAGGAACUUCCUAACGGGUAUCGGCGGUUACCUACAGUCCCUUCUAUUCGGUUAUGGUGGCUUUAGAAUAUUUGAAGACAGGCUUCAAUUUAAUCCGACACUUCCUCCUGACACAUCGACCUUUAAUAUUACCGGGGUUGACUAUCUGGGAGGGUACUUUGAUUUCACUUUUGAUUCUAAAUACAUGACAAUUAACCAGACUAAGGAAGCUACAGACGAAAUGAAGGUUGUCAUAGCCUCUACUGGUCAGACACAGACUCUGGAUAUCGGUGUCUUAGUUCGGUACCAAAGGUGUAAAGCCUCACUGAUGCUUGCCUGAUCCUGGUAACCUUUAAAGGUUUAUAGAAGGACGUUAUUUUAAAUUACAUAUUACUGUAUAGGGGGUUUAGCAUUCUCGAGUAAUUAUGUUUGCCUUGGUUCGAGAAUACAAUACAAUCACAUUGAAAAGAAUGAAACCUUCACAGUUUAACAGAAAAGCAUAACUUAUUAAAUAAUUUCCAUGAAAAAGUAAUAGUAAGUAUUUUCGUUAUAUUUUAAACAUGUACUUUUGUUAUAGUAAAAAUGAUCAAUACAGCCUAUAUAUAGUACAGUAUAUAUACAGUUUACUAAUAAAGAUACCUCACCACAAUUUAUACAUCUCGAGUCUUCUAUAUUUGUUACUUUCCUGUAUAAGUUAAGUUUAAAUUUCCGGUAUCUACAAUGAUGCAAUCGUCAACUACAUUGACGAUGAUUUCUAUCAUCAUAUUGUUAUUACUAUAUUGGAAUUCUAUGAAGUAAUGUUACGUCCGAGAAGCUAACUUCACUGCAUUUCACGACUAUCUAUCUUACCUUUAAAACAACACAUUUAAAGCAAUUUAUUUGCUGCAGUAAAUUUACAUAUUUUAGUAAUUAACAGAAAGUUAGUUUUGAAACAAACUCUUGGAAAAUAUCACGUUUUAUAUCUUUUUCUCCUCUUGGUUGUAAACAUUAUGUUAAUUUAAGGCAUACUGAUCCUAUAAGUUUGAAGCCUCUGUGUUUUCGUAACUUAUUAAUUAUGAUAAAAUUACAAAAUAAAUACAGUAUGCUGAAUGAUAGAAUAUAUACAAUGUACCCUAAUGAUGAUGUAAUGAGAAUCAAUACCGUAGUUAUUCAUAAAUACAGUUAAAACCGGAAAACUACCUACUAAUUAGGGAGAAUAUCUUUAGUCUUUGCUUCCCUCUCUACAUGCAAAUGAGCCGCGAAAAAUAUGCAAUGCACGCAUGCGUACACUGGUUUGUUUUGAAGAAUGGCGGAUUGGCGAUCAGAGCCACUUAUUAGAAGCCAUUUUCGAUCAGACAUAUACCAGUUACUGGCACAAAGGCAAAGAUUGUGUACAAUUACAACAUCGUCUACGACUAUACACAAUCACCUUGAAUCUGUAAAACUGUCUGUUAUUAGAGUGGAAUUAACAUAAGCUCUGUU